This is a messenger RNA of Cuscuta campestris, 5633 nucleotides long. Lineage: Eukaryota; Viridiplantae; Streptophyta; Magnoliopsida; Solanales; Convolvulaceae. The record is from the annotation of a GenBank genome assembly.
GGUUAUUGGUCUAGAUCUGGACCUUAUUCUUGUAAGGAGGCAGUAUGAUGCAAUGGAUUUUACCAGAACCAAAUCAUUUAUGGACAUCUAUGGUUAGUUUGAUCUUGUCAUACUCUCAAAAUCUAUAAAUACCUCAAUGAUUUCUUAUCCAGAUAGAACAGGCUAUAGAGUAUGUUAUCAAAAUAGAAUUUGUUUUCUUGAUCAGAUUCUUGGGUCAAAAUGAUUAGGUUGUGAUGAGUAAUAGAUGCGGCUAUGAUCCUUUGUUUGAUUUUGCUUCCAAUAUUUGGAUUCAUCCGGCUUGCAAGUUGAUCCUGAUGUGUUCUUCAUCCUGUCAUCAUGUCAAACAAUUUUGUGAAUUUGGGUAGAUGAAUGAGGUGGUUUGGUUUGAUUUGAAGGCAUCCAUUGCAUAUAUAUCAGGAAGUUCUUAUGUUGUUAGUGGAAAUGAUUUGGAAAGAAUUAGGUACAAAGUUUGUUGUGUUAGCUUCAUCUUGACCUCCUCAUAAUCUAUAGAUAACAGGACCGUCAUAAUCCGGAUAGGAUUAUUUAUCAUGACCAGUUGCCAAGUUCCAUAUCAAACCUAGGUUCUGAUGUCUUAUAGAAGUGGCGCAGAUCAUAGAUUUGGCUUCAAUUGUGAGAUUUCAUUAGUCAAUGAAGGAGAUGCUGGAAUUGGAAUGUUGACAAUGCUUGAUUUUGAGUCACAAACAUUAGAUGUGACGUUGGAAGUAUAUUUAUUGAAAGCACACAGAAACCUUGUCAAGUUUUAUGCCCAAAGAACAGGUGAACUACAGCCAAAACAUAGACCAUCUUUUUGUAAGCAAUAGAAGCAAGGGGGAUUAGCUUCACUCUUGAGAAAGUAACAUGCAGAUGAACAUGAAUACGGAGGUCAUGGAGAUAUCUUUCCAAGUUACUCCCUUCGACCAGUGAGGUAGAAGGAAAUCAUGAACUAGUGGUCUCUCUGUACGAAUGGAAUAGUAUCUAAUGCUCUUCCCGUAAAAUAUUUGAAAACCCCACAUUUAGCUUUUGUAAUUGUCCAAAUGCUGAAGCUUCUCUAAAUGACUUCUGUUACACAAUAUAUCAGAUCUAUGAUUUUGGUUUUUCCCUGAAAUGAAAUUUUGUCGAUGUGGGGGUUUGGUUGCUGGAACAGUGGAACUUGUAGAGUUGUAGCUCUCAAUUUGUUGACGUAAGUUCAAACAGGGUACUUUGAUGGAAAGUACAAGGUCAUUUCAUCUGGAUUUUGUAUUUCUUGCUGAUGAACAUAGAUAAGAUUGAUUCAUUGAUCUAUUUUUUUGCCUUGGUUCGUUGUUCCAGCUGAGUUUUUACUGCAAGGUUUUUCUUUAUUUCAACAGAUAAAAGAUCCAUUUGAUAAUCGUCUAGUCCUUGAAGCAGUCAUGUUAACUAUACUAUUUUUGUGAGUUUGGGUGAUCGAAUGAGGUGGCUUAGUUUGAUUUCGAUGUGUCUAUUGCUUAUAUCAAGAAGUUCUACGCUUUGAAUAUGCUUUGGAAAUGGAUUUGGCAAGCACUAUGUACAAAUUUUGUUGUGUUAGCAUCUACUUGACCACCUCGUAUAGUCUAUAAAUACCAUGACCAUCAUAAACCUGAUAGAAUUAUUUUAUCCCGAUCAGUUGCUAUGUUUUGUAUAAAACCUAGGCUCUGAUUAGUUAAAGUGGUGCAGAUCAUAGAUUUGUCUUUGAUUGUGAGAUUUCAAUAGUCAAGGAGGAAGUGGGGUUAUUGAAAAUACUCUUGUAUUGAGUUUCAAACAUUUUAUGUGACAUUUGAAGUAGAUGUAUUGAAAAUGCAUGGAAACCUUGUCAAGUUUUAUGCUCAAUGAACCGUUAAUUACAGCAAAGACAUAGAGACAUCUUUUUUGUCAACAACAGAAGGGGGUGUGGCUUCACUGUAGAGAAAGAAAGAUACAUCCAGAUCAACAUGCAUAUGGAGGUUAUGGAGUUCGACACUCCCUUUGUCCAGCGAGGUAGAUAGGUGAUUCAGUGUCAAGUACAAGGUCCCCGUCCUCACCUGGAUUUCAUAUUUCUUGCUGACGAAUAUAAAUCAGGUUGAUCAAUUUUCUGCCUUGGUUUAUUGGUGUGGCCGAGUCCUUCAAGGUUUUUCAUUACAACAGAUUUAAGAUCCAACCGAUGAGCGUCUAGUUCUGAAAACCGGUACCAGUUCAUUGGUCAUUUGAGCUAAAUCUAGACCUUAUUUUGGUACAGAGGGAGUAUGAUAUAAUGGAUUUUACAAGAACCAUAUCAUAUAUGGAACAUCUAUGGUGAACUACAGUGAAAAGCUGAAGAUAUAGAGAUGUCUCUUUUGUGAGCAACAGAAGCAAGGGGGAUUAGCUUCAUCGUAGAAAAUGAUACAUCCAGAUCAACUGGCGUAUUGUGGUUAUGAGGCUUUCUUUCCAAGCUUUGACAAGAGAGGUAGAAAGUAAUCAUGAAUUAGUGUUCUCACCCCUUAAAGACGGAAUAGUAGUAUUCUGAUGCUCUUCAUUCAAAAUGUUUGAAAUUCCCACCACCUCUUGCUACUUCACUUGUCCAAAUGCCAAUGCUUCUUCAAAUGCAUUUUGUUUAACAAGAUAUCAGAUCCAAGAUUUUGUGGCUAUGUUGUUUUGUUGCUGUAACUUGUCGUUCUAGAUUGGUUAACCUCAGGCAGGGGAUUCGAUGAAAAGUACAAGGUCCUCGGCCUCAUCUGGAUUUUAUAUUCAUUGCUGAAGAAUAAAGAUAAGGUUGAUCUAUAUAAAUUGCUGACUUGCGUAAGAUCUCUCAUUCGAACAUGUAGACAUCAUUUUUUAUGGCAGGAGUGUUAUUUAUUGCUCAUCUCUUGGCUCUAUGAUAGACAAUGGAUCUGUUUCGUUCGCUUCAUCGUCAUUUCCUCAUCAUUCAUCAUACAAAUGAUUUUUCAGUUUUAUCCUCAGACGUUCGGUCUAAGUUCUCUUGUAACUCAUUCAGCUUGUGUUGCUCAUUCAGGAUGAGCAAUGCCUACCACUGUGAAUGGAUUCAGGUUUGUUUAUCCAAAAUUUCAUUUCCUGGCAAGUGCUAUUUUCUUGUGUCUGAAGGUACAUUGAUGGGUAUUCAUUAUUAGGCUCAGCUGACUUUUAUGUAUGUUUUAGAUAAUAUAGUUUUUGCAUUUUAUAAUUAGGGGCCUUGGGUUGCUCUCUUAUGAUAAAGAGAUUGACUCAUUUGAGAAGAAUCUCUUUUGUUCCUUUCGUGCUUCGGCUCUAUUGACCUAAGACAGGUUUUUUGUCUUUCUUAAGUACUUAAAUCAUUUCAGAGUGUUCAUGGAUUAUUGAUGUGAUGACACUAAGAAAGGGCUUGAAGUUUGGGAUCAUAAUGUUUACUAGACAUUGUUUUUUAAUAGAAUUAUUUGGAUCUUGGCUUAUGCAGUUCAGAUUUCUUACUCUGUUCCAUCACAGAGUUAUUGAAUUCAUCCUUUAAUGCUCACUGCCCAGACAUGCUCGGAUUUUGUGAUCAGGUUCUGAAAAUCUGUGUUUUCAACUACAAGGUCAUUGUCUUCUAGCUUUCUGAGAGAUCACAAAGUUUGCCCUAUUCAGGGUAGCAGUAAGACUGUAGCUCACAAGUUUGUGUUGUUCAUUUUGGAUAGAAAUUCUAUAUUCUCCUGUCCGAGAAUGUCUAUUCACACCUUUGCGUAUCCAUUGCUUAUAUAUAUCAGGAAGUUCUGCGCUGUGACUAUGUUGUUAGUGGAACUGGAUUUUUGACAAGAACUAUGUACAAAUUUUGUUGUGUUAGCUUCUUCUUGACCUCCUCUCAUAAUCUAUAAAUACCACGACUGUUAUAAUCCUGAUAGAAUUAUUUCAUCAUGAUCUGUUGCUAAGUUUCCUAUCAAACGUACGGAUGACCUAUAGAAGAGGUACAGAUCAUAUAUUUGACUUCAGUUGUGAGAUUUCAAUAGUCGAGGAAGGAGAUUCUGGAAGUUGAGUUAUUGAAAAUGCUUGAUGUGAUGUUGGAAGUAGAUUUAUUGAAAACACACAGAAACAUAGAGAUGUCUAUUUUGUCAGCAACAGAAGCAAGGGGGAUUAGUUUCAUUGUCAAGAAAGAUACAUCCAGAUCAACUGGAAUAUUGAGGUAGAAGGUAAUCACAAACUAGUGUUAUCACUCUGUACAAACAUAAUAGUAGAAUCUAAUAAACAUAUGAAAAUCCCAUGUCUAGCGCUAUUGUAUCUGUGCAGUCGUAUAUCAGAUCCAAGAUUUUUUUCCCUGGUAAGAAAUUUUGGGUAUGUUGUUUGGUUGCUUUCAAUUUGUGGAUUUACGCUAAGACAUCUGAUUAGGUUGAUCUAUUUUCUACCUUGGUUUACUGGUGUGGACGAGUCCUUACUGCAAGGUUUUUCAUUACAACAGAUUUAAGAUACAAUUGGUAAGGGUCCAGUUCUGAAAACCGGUACCAGUUCAUUGGUCAUUUGGUAAUGAGCUAAACCUGGACCUCAUCCUCGUAUUAGAGUAUGAUCGAAAUGGAUUUUCCAAGAACCAUAUCAUAUAUAGAACAUCUAUGAACAUUUGGUUGACUUUGCUUGCAUGAUUUUGGAUUUAUCUGGCUGCACAAGUUGGUUUGAUUUUAAGGUGGUGUUCACCUCUUAUAAUCUAUAUAUACCACGACUGCCACAAUCCUGAUAGAAUUAUUUCACCCCGAUCAGUUGCUAUGUUUCCUAUCAAAACCUAGUCAAGGAAGGAGAAGCUAGAAGUGGAGUUAUUGAAAAUACUCUGAUUUUGAGAUUCAAACAUUAGAUGUGAUGCUACAAGUAGAUCUAUUGAUGCUCUUCAUACAAAUGUUUGAAAUUCCCACCAUGGAAUAAUAGUACUUGUCCAAAUGCCAAUGCUUCUUUCGAUGCCUUUUGUUUAACAAGAUAUCAGAUUCAAGAUUUUCUGGCUAUGUUGUUCUGUUGCUGUAACUUGUCAUUCUAGAUUUGUUGAUGUAACCUCUGGCACGGUGACAAGUAUGAGGUCCUCGGCCUCAUCUGGAUUUUAUAUUUAUUGAUGAAGAAUAAAGAUAAGGUUGAUCUAUAUCAAUUGCUUACUUGUGUAAGAUCUCUCAUUCGAACAUCUAAACAACAUUUUUAGGUGGUGGGACUGUUAUGCAUUGCUCCUCUCAUGGAUCUGUUACGUUCGUUUCAUCGUCAUUGCCUCAUCAUUCGUCGAGUCUAACUUCUCUUGCAGCUAAUUCGGCUUGUGUUGCUCAUUCAGGAUGAGCAAUGCGUACCAGUGUGAAUGAAUUCAGGUCUGUUUAUCCAAAAUUUCAUUUCCUGGCAAGUUCUAUUUUCUUGUGUCUGAGGAUACAUUGAUGGGUACUCAUUUUUAGGCUCAGCUGACUUUUAUGUCUGGUUUAUUUAAUGUAGUUUUUUGCAUUUUCCAAUUAGGGGCCUUGGUUUGACAGGUUUUAUGUCUUGCUAGAUUACUUAAAUCACUUCAGAGUGUUCACUUCAUCCGUGCCUUUCUCAAGAAAUCUCGCAUAUAUCUUGAUUGGCUUUGUGUGGUAGGUGUCAAGUCUGUCAUUUGCUUUUGAUAUAUACCUUGGUCUACAUUGAUUAUUCAUCUGAUGCCACCAAGAAAGGGCUUGAAGUUUGGCUUAUGCGGUCCAGGUUUCGGACCAUUGUCUAUUUCACCGUGGCAGUUGGGGAGUUACAAU